Messenger RNA from Moneuplotes crassus, 1666 nucleotides. The record is from the annotation of a GenBank genome assembly. NCBI's taxonomy places the organism in Eukaryota, Ciliophora, Spirotrichea, Euplotida, Euplotidae.
AUCUCUAGAAUUUCAAGUCUGCCAAAGAUAGGGUCUCAGUCAACUCUCCUAGGCACUGAUCAGACCAGACACACAAGGUCUAAAGACAAAUUAGAUACACUAGACAUUAUUGGAGGCAACAAACAAUUAUUCUCAGAUAAUGAUUAUCUUCAAGACAAAAUCCUUAAGAUUUCUCCCAGCUUGAAGGCGUUCUCCAGGAAGAUAUUCUCCUCACAUAAUAAGUAUUUCAAAGUUAUGUCCCUCAAAUGUGGUGAGCUUGGCUUUGAUAUUGAAGAGCUAAGGGAUAUAAAAGACCUCAAUAAAUUUGGAAAUCCCAGUGAAUUUGACCUCAUCAAGCAGAUCCGUAAGAAACAUUUUGAUAUCAAAAGGUGGAGAAGAAUUGGCCUUCUGAAGGAUAAAUUUGAAACUUUCAGUUAUAUUAAAAAUACUAGAAGGAAUGGAGUAUAUCUCAAACCAAAUAGGAAAAAGAACAUGCAACCUGGUUUGUCACUUCCAUCUGUAAAUCAGAACCAGGGAGGCUUUUUCUCACUGACUCAGGCCAACACCAUCGAUCUGAACACCCAAAGUGAAACUUCAGAAAAGGAACUUAUAAAGCGGGAGAAUCAAAAUAAAAGUGUUGAUUACACUAACAUUAAAAUAAAAGAUAAAAAUGAUCUUUUUCAAGAAUGGAGUGAAAGAAGAAAACUAGCCAAACAGAAAGCUCUAGACCUUUACUCGACUAAGUCAAAGGAGAUAGAACAGAAAUACCUGAAGAAGACUAAGCACAAAUUGAAGGUUAUCAAGGAUCUGAUGAAAAAGCGCUAUACUUCGGUUAAAUAACACCAAACUAGAAGAGAAGUUAUUCAAUGCUAAAGCUUACAGAGAUCGCAGGGAUAGAGAAUUUGAUAGAGCCAGCUACCAGAGCUACCUGAAAGAGCAGAAGGAGGCCAAUAAGAUCAAGCUGAGGUCCCCUUCAGAGUCUGUAAUAGUCAGAACAAAGCCUAUUAGUUCAUGUAAACUCCCUGAAGUAGAUACCUCCAAAGAAGAUUUGCAGAGUCUCACUAGAAAACUUGAAGAGUCUUCUAAAAGGAUGGAAAAGGCAUCACUCGAACGUUCUGAGAAACAAAGACAACACUCUGAGAAAAUUCUGAGGAACAAACAGAGGCAUCAAGAUAUCAUUAAGCUGGCUGAGGAAUCUGCAAUGUCUAAUUUUGUGAAGAAGCAAACUAGAAUUUCCUCCUCCUUGAAAGCCAAGACCAAAGCUCUUAAGAGCCUGAAAACCAAAAUGAAAAUAAAAUCUUUUGAAAAGCAAAAAACUUUGAAGGAAAAUAUUAAGGUAGAGACUAUUAAGAAGGAAGAUUAUUACACAAAGAUUAAGAACAAGAUCAGAUUUCUUAACAAGAAAGAUAACGGAGAGGUAGAAUCGUCUCUUCCAACUAAGCCUCAAAUUUUGAGCCUCAAGCAAGCCCUGAUCAAUGAAGAGAAUGCACUGAAGAGGGAGAGACAAGCAGAGAAUUUGAAUAGGACUAUUACCAAAGAGAAGUUACUCAGGGAUAUUCUAAUAGACCGACAUAUUGCUAAGAAAGAGUAUUCUUAAGCCUCCUUCCAACCCAUCUGCACUCUUCUGGUACCUAAAACCUAAUGAACUUCCCCAAAAAGCCUCUAAAAAUUGCUAGAAAGUCCAUUU